Messenger RNA from Ctenocephalides felis (cat flea), 717 nucleotides. Its product is annotated as general transcription factor II-I repeat domain-containing protein 2-like. The transcript is spliced from 3 exons. The annotation marks the transcript as partial. The record is from RefSeq and is a predicted model, not a curated record. Lineage: Eukaryota; Metazoa; Arthropoda; Insecta; Siphonaptera; Pulicidae.
AUGCCGCCCAAGAGUGUAUCUGCCAGUGCUGAAGUCGCACGACUAAUUUCAAAACGAGAAAUGUAUUUUUCGAUUAUACAGAAGACGUAUGACUUGAGCAGAGAUGUGGAAGAUGCGUCAAGCAAGCAACAAUUCUUAUUCCAUGAAAGUGAAGCGGCGGUAAAUGCAAGCUACGCCUUGUCCGAGAUGAUAGCUAGACACUUGAACCCUUUUAAUGACGGUGAUUUCAUCAAGGAAUGCUUAAUUAAAGCUGCAGAAAUUGUUUGUCCGGGCAAUGUGACGGCAUUUGAAAAUCAAAUAAAAAAUAGAUCACUUACUUUCGAAAGCUUUCCUAUUGCCUGUGACGGGACCACGGAUAUCAGUGGCACGGCUCAGCUAGCAGUGUUUCUUCGUGCAUGUGACAGCACUUUUAACAUAUUUGAUGAAUUGCUAGAACUAAUUCCGAUGGCUGGUACUACCACAGGACAAGAUAUAUUUACUUGCGUUUUUGAUAUGUUCCAGAAAUUUAAUCUACCUUCAGAAAAAUUACUUUCUGUAGCUACAGACGGCGCUCCAUCAAUGGCAGGGAAAAACAAAGGAUUCGUAGCGUUACUUAAACAGAAACUUAAUGGAGUUAACGGUUCAAAUUUUUAUCAUACCCAUUGCAUCUUAUAUCAAGAAGUACUGUGCUCGAAGAUAAUAAACAUGGAGAAUGUUCUAUCAUACAUGAAGAAAAUU